UUCUAUAUUAGAUACAAUAAAAAGAAGUUUCGGCUAGUUUCAACCAGAUCACAGCUCGAUGAUCUUUCUCUUCUUUAGUAGAAAUUAAUGGGAGUGACUACUGAUGGUGCCAGAACUUCACAGAAGUAUGGUUGACAGCAAGAGUUAUUAGAAAAGUUGUUGAGUCUAAUGGAACUGAGCCUCUUUGGCUUCAGUGAAUUAUUCACCAACAAAAUCUAUGUGGCAAGGUGUUAAAUCUGGACCAUGUGAUGAUGAUCGUGUUCAAAUUGAACAAUGUUAGUCGUUUUUAAAAUCCAUCUUCGGCCAAUAAUAUGCCAAGUGCCUAAACAGAGCUGCAUCUGGAACUGAUUGACUUACAAAGCUAUUAGACAUCCUUGCCUGACAAAUUUAAAGUGACGCAGACAAUUGAUUUCUUCUCCGAAUUGCUUGCAGAAACUUUUCAGAAUCUUCGAAAACGAGCGUUUAUAAUAAUCAUUUAUUUAUGAGGAGAAACUUUUUUUUUAAAUCGACUUUGCGUGGCCCGCGACACGAGUGACGGAAAUUAAAAUGGCCCGCCUCCGAAUAAGAACUGGCAUAAUGGCAAGAAAUAACAAUAGCAUGUAUACUGACGAUGAACUUUCAAAACAUGUUGUACAGCUUUGCCUACAAAAGCCCACUGAUAAACUUGUACAACUGUUAAGUCAGAAUCCAGGUUGUGUCAAUAGUGUUUAUCAAGAUUACACUCCUUUGAUAGCUGCAGCUAGAAAAGGUCAAUUAGAAACUGUAUCCUUACUCCUCACUAAUGGUGCAGAGGUCAACAGGGUGAAUAGAAAAAAUCAAUGUGCUCUUCUAUUUGCAUGUAGAUUUAAUCAUCCAGCCAUUGUGAAACUGCUACUUGAUCACAAAGCUGAUGUUAAUUGUUGCAAUCCUCAAGAUGAGUUAACAGCACUGUUAACAGCAGUUAAAAACAGCCACUUUGAAAUUGUGAACAUUUUACUAGACCAUGAGGCAGAUGUUACUUACACUACCAAAAACGGAAUAAAUGUUCUGAUGAUUGCCGCCAGGCAUGCUUCGGUUGAAGUCAUGCAGCUUUUGCUCAAACACUGCCCCAAAAGUAUUUUAAAUGAAAAAGAUUGCAAUGGAUGUACUGCAUUGUCUCAUGCUGUUUAUCAUAAUCAAAAAGAUAAUAUGUUAAUAUUAUUAAACAGUAAAGUGGAUGUUAACAUUGAAGACAACAUUGGACAAACUGCACUAAUGUUAGCUCUUGGUUUAUCAAAGCUGGACAUGGCAGACUUGUUACUUAGAAAUGGGGCAGACUUAAAUCAUACUGAUUAUGAAGGAAAUAGUAUUCUAAUGUUGGCAUCAAGUCAAAACAAAUAUGAUGUUGUAGAAUGGUAUAUGAAGCAAGCUUCUAAUCUUUAUAAACCUAGCUUGGGAGAAAUAAAUACACAAAUACCUUUUAAUAAGGAAAUUAGUGACUUGGAAAUAACAGAAUCAACAUGCAGUGAUUAUAAAGCAUUAAUACCUGUAGCAGAAAAAGAAGCAUUACCAACAUUUUCUAGCCCUAAUAAAGUCACAUGUGCUAGCAAUUUUGAGGACAAUGUAACAGAACAGAAUAGACAACCUUGUGCUGGUAAUAAUGAAAUUGUUAUCAGAGAAAUAACUACUACACUUGCAUUUUCUAAUAAUAAUAAUAAUAAUAAUGCUUAUCAAACGGUACGUGAUCUUGAAAGUAAAAUUCAACUUGUCAACAAGGCUGGAUUUAAUGCUCUUCAUUUAGCAUCAAAGAAUGCAUUAACCAAUAUAGUUCAGCUGUUGCUUAAUAAUGGUGCCAAUGCCAACAGUGAAAAUGCCUUUGGCUGGACACCUUUGAUGUUAGCCUCAUGUUCUGCUGAAAGCAUCCCUUGCUUGAAAUUGUUCAUUGAUAAAGGGGGAGUGGAUGUCAACUUUACCAAUACUGAUGGCUGGAGUGCAUUGAAAGUUGCAACAUACUUUGGGCAUUUGAAUAUUGUGGAAUUUCUGUAUUCUAAUGGUGCAAAGAUAAAAUGCCCUGGGGAUAAUUCUUUUAACAUUUUGAAGUUGGCAUCAGCUACGGGCCACUAUGAUAUGGUCAAGUUUAUUGUGACCCAUGAAGCAGAUGUCAAUGAGGUAAAUGAUGAUGGGAUCACAUCGCUUAUGGCCGCCACAUUAGCAUGUAAUAAAAGUGCUGAAAUCAUUGAGCUUUUAAUUGACUCUGGUGCAAAUGUUAACAUUGUUGACAAGUGUGGGAGAAGUGCCCUAACACAUGCAUGCUGUUAUGGUAAUUCAGAAGCUGUUGGUGUGCUUUGCGCAAAUGGGGCAGAUAUUCUAGUAAUUGAUAAGUGGGGGCUAAACUGUGUAAUGAAUGCUUGCAAAUAUGGCCAUUUGAAUGUGUUAAAAGAACUAACUGAAAUGCAAAAUUGUGAUUUGAAUGUUGCCUACCCUGUGGAUUUUAGUUCCGUUACUUUCAAUGGAAAUUUAGAAAAUUUCUCAUUUCCACAAGAGCAUUCAAUCAAUCAGCCUGUGAUAAUCGAAUCAGUUUCUGCUUGUACUAUAGCUGCUGUGUGUGGUCACAGAGAAUGUGUUAAUUACUUAUUGACAUCUCAAGUCUGUGUUACUGAGGACAUGAAAUGCAUAGCUGUUGACAUUGCUUGGAGGAAAGGCUAUCAUGAAAUAGUUUCUGUAUUACAGAGCUAUAUGUUGGCCAAGUCACUACCCUUAAAUGAAGAAAGUUUAACUAAGUCAUUUGUUGUGGCUAAUUGUCCUAGUUCCCCCAAAGAUAGGGUGGCAGAAGGUAGUUUUUCUCCAAAUUUAGGAGAACCAACUAAUUUUGAUUCCAUCCACACCAACUCUGCUGAUCACGAUUGCUACAAUCACCUUGGAAAUUUUCCUUCCAUUAAUGCUAAGGCAUUAGCUAAUGCAGUCGUGGAACCAGACUCUGAUAAUACAAACUCUUCUCCCAAUAAAAUGAUGGGAUUAACUGACCUUGUUUUGGAGACAAACUCUGCUAAUGAUAGCUCUAACAACAAUCAUCUUUCAAAAGAAAACUCCGCUGAUUGCCAUGACAACAGUCAUUCAAAAGAUUCCAUCGGUACACUUGAUACACUUCAAACAAACAUGGAUAUGGUUCUCACUGAUCAUAUUCUAUCCUCACUUCACUCCAACAUUUCCAAAAUUUUGCCUGAAAAUAGCACUCUAAAUCUAAAUAUAGCUGUAAAUUUUCAAAAUUACACAAUUGAAAAUGUCCAAUCUUUGUCAUUCCAAGGUUCUAAUAUUGAUAGAAGCAAUAUUUUGGAUUCCAAUAUAAGCAUGUCAGUUAAUGUAAAAAAUGCCCAGUUUAUGGCAUUUGACAACAGUGUCAUAAACACCUCUCCGCAUCAAUAA
Biomphalaria glabrata is the source of this 3381-nucleotide messenger RNA. RefSeq names its product ankyrin-3-like. Bases 547 to 3381 code for a protein of 944 amino acids. The record is from RefSeq and is a predicted model, not a curated record. Lineage: Eukaryota; Metazoa; Mollusca; Gastropoda; Planorbidae. Gene Ontology annotation, molecular function: protein binding. The transcript is spliced from 2 exons.